Knipowitschia caucasica is the source of this 987-nucleotide messenger RNA. The record is from the annotation of a GenBank genome assembly. NCBI's taxonomy places the organism in Eukaryota, Metazoa, Chordata, Actinopteri, Gobiiformes, Gobiidae.
AUGCCGAGGUCUUUCCUGGUCAAGAGCAAGCGCGCGCACAGCUACCACCGGCCGCGCGCGCUGGACGAGCCGUGCCACGCGCUGGACACGAUCCUCGCGCACGUCAAUCAAGAGUCCAGGGGUCCCAUGGGGGUCCUGCUCCAAACCCCCCUCAGCCCUGUGUCCUGCAGCCCCCAGAGCUGUGAGCCCUGUGACCAGUGGAGACCCCCAUCACCAUCAUCAUCACCAGACUCUGAGUCCUGCUCCGCUCUGGCUGCAGACGAGGGCCCCCUGCACCCGUCUCUGUUCCCCUGCACGUGGCCCUUCUCCGGGUCAAACAUCUCUCACUUAAUGCGCGGAUCGUACCACCCGCGCUUCACUGCGGGGGGCGGUGCCCUGGACUACAGCGUGGAGAGGGGGUCAUACCAGGACCACGCCCCCAGACCCUCAUCAGAGAUCAAGACAGAGGCCGAGUUCACCGCCGCAGAAUACAACGGGACGUACAAGUGCAUCAAGUGUAGUAAGGUUUUCUCCACUCCUCACGGCCUGGAGGUGCACGUGCGGCGCUCUCACAGCGGCUCGCGACCGUUUGAAUGUGGCGUCUGUGGGAAGACGUUUGGCCACGAGGUCAGUCUGGACCAGCACCGAGCCGUGCACUCCCAGGAGCGCAGUUUCAGCUGUAAGAUCUGUGGGAAGAGCUUCAAGCGUUCGUCCACUCUGUCCACUCACCUCCUCAUCCACUCGGACACUCGGCCGUACCCCUGUCAGUUCUGUGGAAAGAGGUUCCACCAGAAGUCGGACAUGAAGAAGCACACGUUCAUCCACACAGGAGAGAAGCCUCACAAGUGCCAGGUGUGUGGGAAAGCCUUCAGUCAGAGCUCCAACCUCAUCACGCACAGUCGCAAACACACCGGCUUCAAACCGUUCGGCUGCGACCUCUGCGGCAAAGGCUUCCAGCGCAAAGUGGAUCUGCGGAGACACAAGGAGACGCAGCACGCCCCCAAGUGA